AUGUUGAUUGAUGAAUGCAGGACGCGAAACUCGACGGACGACGCUCAAUCCACGGCCACCUCGUCGUCGCCGCCGCCGCCGUCGCGCGGCCAUCGACGAGAAUCGGAGACGACGAUAGCGAACAAGGAAUCAGCGAAUCGAACCGUCCGAUUCUCGUCGUCGCAUCUGACGAGCAACGACGUUUUCAUGCGCAUCGACUCAUGGCCGAAUGAGAGGCGGCCAGCGAGCGAUGGCGGCGUGUUGUGUUGCGGUUGCGUCGACGCGAUUCGCGGCUGGUCGCGACGCCAGCGAUGCCUUCUCGCGUUCGUCGUCCUCCUUCUACUGUUCUCGAUCGCUUCCGCCAUUGUGCUGCUCAUUUUCUUCAUUGUCAAUACUGGCGGCCAUAAUCACGCGUACCCGAACAAUCUGCUCACGACGAGCACCACGAUGACAAGCACCACGUCGAGCCGAUCGUCUCAAUUCCUCGUCGGCUACGUCGUCAGAACCUCGUCGCAAUUCCAUUCGUUCGGCGUCAAUCUGACGACGUUCGCGCCGGACGUCGCCGGCCUCGUCUACACGUCGAGAAUCAUCGGCUACAGUGUGCGUGACUCGCGGAUGAUCGUCUUCAACGAGACGUCGAACACGUUCGCCGCUUACAAUCUGUCGAUGGCGGACGCGAGUUGCGCCACGUGUCAGAUCCUCUCCUAUGAUCCGCGGAUCAUCCCGCCCACCGUCGAUUCGGUGAUAGCGUGCUGUUGGGAUUGUCGCGAUAUGGCAUCCAGCGAAUCGCAAAAGUGCUCCGUCAAAGGCCACUACUUCGAGAUCAUCAACAAAUCGGUGGAGAUGCGAGUCGACGACGAUCGAAGCACACUGCACGUGACGACGAUGAGCAACUCGACGACGCCAUGCACCAUUCAAACCAUUGUGCUCAACGGCACGUCGAUGGUGACCCAAAUCGGCGACACCAUCCAAUGCCCAUCGAUCGACAUCGAAGCGUUGAGCACAAUCGUCGAGUACAAGGUGAUGAAUGUGCUCGACGCUGGCGGCAAUUUACGCCUCUACGACUCGACAUUCAACGAGACGAUUGCCAUCGACUAUCACGCCAACACCACCGCGCCAAUGGUGUUUCGAUCGCAGGCGACGCGCGAGUCGAUCGAGUUGAUCGCGAUGAUCUACGACGGCGUCUUCUACGCGACGCGUCGCAAUCGCGUCUCGUCGUGCGUCAGCACUCUCAUCGACGGCUCGUCGGCGUUUCUGUUCGAUGGCGCGUUUCGCGGCGGCGAUUGGAUUGGCGAUCGACUCAUGGUGUGGUACGCCGAGAGGGAUGGCGUCAAUUUGGCGUCGUUCGAAUUCGAAUGGCCCGACGACACCAAAUGCUAA
Molecule: messenger RNA, 1359 nt
Organism: Caenorhabditis bovis
Lineage: Eukaryota; Metazoa; Nematoda; Chromadorea; Rhabditida; Rhabditidae
Source: the annotation of a GenBank genome assembly